Molecule: messenger RNA, 659 nt
Organism: Paramisgurnus dabryanus
Lineage: Eukaryota; Metazoa; Chordata; Actinopteri; Cypriniformes; Cobitidae
Product: galactose-specific lectin nattectin-like
Source: RefSeq, a predicted model, not a curated record
CCUCCCUGUGAAGUAAAGUAUAAAAGAUAGGACUCCUCAUUGACCAUCACACAAUCUACACUGAAGUUCUGAAAGUGAAGAUUUGACAAAAGAUACAUAAUGGCAGUCAUGAGAGCUCUUGUGCUUCUUUUCUUGGUCUUUUCUGUUGGGAAUGCAGCAGCUCAAGAGAAAUGCCCACAUGGAUGGACACCUUUUGGUGUGAAAUGCUACAAAUUCUUCUCUCAGUCAGUGGACUGGGUCACAGCUGAGAAAAACUGUCAAUCCAUUGAUGCAAAUCUUGCAUCUGUGCGCAGUACGGUGGAAUACAACUUUCUCCUGAGUCUGCUUGCUGACACACAUGCUUGGAUUGGUGGUCAAGAUGCUGAAACUGAAGGACAAUGGCUGUGGUCUGAUGGAUCUCAAUUUGACCUUACCAACUGGUGCUCUGGACAACCUGACAAUUAUGAUGGUAAAGAGCACUGCCUGGAGAUAAACUUUAGCAAUAACCGUUGCUGGAAUGAUCAGCCCUGUUCAUACACAAAGAGCUACAUUUGUGCCAAACCUCUGAGAUCAUAAAAAAUCAAUCUGUUUCAAAUGUACUAUGAUUGUACUACAUGCCUAUACAUUUUUUUUUCUGAUCUUAUUCUUAAAACUCAGUAUCCUAUCUGAACUUUUCUGAA